Molecule: messenger RNA, 6444 nt
Organism: Closterium sp. Naga37s-1
Lineage: Eukaryota; Viridiplantae; Streptophyta; Zygnematophyceae; Desmidiales; Closteriaceae
Source: the annotation of a GenBank genome assembly
AUGGCGUCGCGCAGUGGGUUGCGGCGGGGCGACAUGAGCGACGAGGAUCUAGAGCGGCAGCAGGCGGAGUUCAUGGCGGGCCGGCAGCCGGCCGCCGCCACUGUCGUGCGACUCAAUAGCGCGGACGGCGACGCGCAGUCCGCCGAUACUGCACCUCGUGCCUCUGCAGUCCCCUUCCCUUGGGCCCCCUUCCGCGCCCUCCCAUGGGGCUAUCCACCCGCUGUUUUCCGCCCACAUUUCCUCUACCCCCCCGCUGUCUCUGCAGUCUCAGGGGGAAAUUCGGGCGCGCCAGUGCACUUGACGCGGGGAGGAGGGCGGGGGAGCGGCAGCGAGGAGCAGCAGCGGCGGAAGCAGCAAGAAAGGGAGCAGCUGCAGAGGCGGAAGCAGCAGCGCCAGCAGCAGCAGCAGCGGGAGGAGGAGCAGAGGAGCAUGGGGCUGGACGGAUUACAGGGCGGGGGAGGCGAGGGGGAGUACCGUCCGCUCACUGUGCUGAGCGGAAUCCGCGAGAAGGGCUUUGGCGACGCCCCUGCGCGCCCCUCCGCGCCCGUUGUCCCCCUGCCCAUGUCCGCCCUCGCCUUCCCCGUCGCCCGCCACCGUGCAGAGGGCCCUCACUGGCAGCCGGCAGUGGUUCAUGCGCACCCCCUUGCUGCCUCGAGCCCUCCCCACGACCCCUCCGUGCUGCCCCCCCCUGCUGCUGCUGCCGCAUCCGCCGUGCCUCUGCGCCCACAGCAGGCGGUUGCGGGGGGGAGAGGGGCAGCAGGCACGCAACAAGAGGCGGAGUGGAACAGGGGCGGCAUGGGCGUGGAGGGGGGGCUGGCGAGGAGGGGAGGGGAGAAGGAAGGGGCGAGAGUGAGGGAGGAGGGGGGGAUGGGGCCGGUGGAGGGAGAGGCAAUGGGUGUGGAUGGGGGCAUGGCAGCAGUGGGCGGGCAGGACAGGGGAGCACGCGUGAGCGACAGGGAGAGGGCAGCGAGGGAGGGGCGAAUCGCUCGUGCUGCUGGUGCAGGAGCAGGGGCGGAAGGUGCUGCUGCUGCGAUGCCUGGGGGCAGUGCAUCACGGAGUGACACAGCUGCCCAAGUGGUUGGUGGCGGCGGUGGCAGGGGGGUGGGGCAGACGAAGGAGCAGAGGGAGAUAGACGAGGCGAACAGGGGGGUGGUGAGCGGCAUGAGUGCGGCACAGGUAGCGGAGGCACAGGCGGAGCUGAUGGCAUGCCUGCCCCCGGGGGCUCUGGACAUGCUCAGGCGGCGAGGCAGGGAGAAGGAGGAGCGGCGCAGAGGGGUGGGUGCAGGGCAAGGGAGUAGGUCGGAGGGAGUGAGUGGUGGAGCAGGGGAGGAGAAGCAGCAACAGCAGGAGGAAAUGCAGGUGGAUGGUGGCAGCGGUGGGGACAAUGGCGGUGCAUCACUUCACUCCUCCCAGCAGCCUCUCUCGCACCAUGCACCUGCCAGUGGGCCUUCGGUGCCACGUCAGCAUGACCGCCCUGCCACGUGGGAGCAGCGAGUGGAGCGCAUUCGCAGCGUUCGGUUCGCCAUGGACGGGCGGCCAGUCCCUGCUGACGUGGCACGGGAGGCAGAGAGCGCCCUCGGGGUACCGGCUGAAGCUGCCAUGCACUUUGAUCAGGCCGAUGCCUUGUCCUCUCCAAGAUCCCCUCUCAUUCCCUUUCCUCCUCCCUCCGCAUUCCCCACCGCUCCUCCUGCAGACUCACCGCAAGGCAUGGCGGUGCGUGACCUGGCGGUGCGACAUGUGGCGGAGCGUGACUGGCUGAGGACGGGCGCGCAGCCAGGGAGGGCGGGGUACACGGUGCGCGAGGCGGUGGCACUGUCGCGCAGCCACGUGCCCGCUCAGGCCGCUGCUGGGCUCGCCCUGCUCUCUGCCGUGCUCUCCAGGGCAGCGCAUGCUCACACAGGGAGGGGUAAAAGCGAUGGUGCAGGGGACGGGGAGGGCACGGUGGGGGGCAGUGUGUUGAGUGCGGAGGACGGUAGUGGAGGGGAGGCGGGGAGGCAGGGCGUGGAGGAGGAGGAGGAGGAGGAGGAGGAGGAGGAGGAGGAGGAGGAGGAGGAGGAGGAGGAGGAGGAGGAGGAGGAGGAGGAGGAGGACUGGGAGGCGGUGUGGGCGUAUGUGCUGAGCCACGAGGUGCAGCUGCUGCUCGCCCUGCGACAUACCCCUCCACCGCGUGCCCGUGUGCCGUGCACCUCGCACCCCGCGUUCCACCAGCCCCUCGCUUGCACCACACCCAUCUGCACCCAUCAUCCGCUCAUUUUUCCUUUCGGUCCAUCCCCGCCCAACCCCGCUGCCGGCCGUCCCUUGUGUGCUGGUGUGGUGCGAUGUGCUUUCUGCAUGUCUGUGCCACGCCAUCCGUCCCCGUCUCCCCCUCACACCCCCCUCCACCUCGCCGUUCCUCUCUCUCAACCCCCCUUGUGGGCGUCUCACUGCCUGUGCCCCCUGCAACGGUGUGCUUCACUACCCGUCCAGCAGAGUGUGUGGCGAGGCGAGGCCAUCACAGCCACAGCCCCCGUGCACAAGCCCAAGGCCGCCGCCUCCUUCCUGCCUGCGCCCCUCACCGCCUCCUCCUCCCCCUCCGCCGCGCCCUCCCUGCUGCCCGCUUUCGCCCGCGGGCACCACUGGCGCCGCAACGUGGCUCGCUCUGAGCUGCUGCUGCCUGCCGAUGCUGAUGGCGACGAUGUCGAGGACGAGGAGGAGGAGGAGGAGGGCGGGGGCAUGGAGGGCAUGGGGCUUGGUGGCGGGGGCAUGGAGGGCGCAGGGGAGGGUGACAAGCGGACGGUGGGCAGUGAUGCGAACGUGGCGUGCAGGGACGUGUGUGCAGGGCUCAUCCGCAUGGGCAUCCUGCCCCGCCUCGCCUACCUGCUCCAGGCGUGCAGUGCAGCCAGCCCAACGAUCGCCCGCCACGUGGCAUCCUGUGACCUCAUCCACCUCACCCUGCACCACCUGCUGCUCCUCCCGCUCCCGCGCCCGCCCUCCUCCUCCGCACUCCCUCUGGCGUCCCUCCAAGCAGUGCUGGCGGUGCUCUCCCUGUGGCGAGUGCUGGCGCGCCAGGGCCUCACCGCACACCUCUUCUCCGACUACUCCCCCUUCUUUGCCCGCUUCCUCGAUCCCCCUUUCCCCGCCGCCACCACUGCUGCUGGGCAUGAGGGGGGCAUGGCGGAGGGGGAGGGCGUGUGGGGGGGAGCGGAGGUGUGCGUGGGGCGAGAGGCGGUGCUGGUGCUGGAGGCGCUGUGCUGCGCGCUGCCACGGCUCAGAGGCGUCGUGCCUGUGGGCGAUGGAGAUGGUGACGGGGAGAGUGUUGAGGCAGAGAGGGACACGGGAGACAAUAUCGGAUGGAGCGUGGUGGUUGCGCUUCUGCCCAUGGUGCUGCGCUGGCUGCAGAAUACCUUGGUUGCUCGCCUCUCCUCUGGCCUCCGUGCUGCACUCGCACACUCGCACUCUCACACACACCCUCACUCUCAGUCUUGCACAGAACAGCAUGGGCAGGCACAGGAAGGCACACGGGCAGACGAGAUGGAAGUGGAUGGUGGGGUUGGGAGAGAGGGAAGUGGUUUGAACGGUGCGGGCAUGAGGGGGGUGGCAGAGGAAGCAGCAGCAGUGGCAGCAGUACUGCACUGCCUCGCCACUGUUGUCACUUGUGCCGUGCCCACCACACCACCCCAGGCAGCAGCAACAUCAGCAGUGCAUGGGCAGCAAAGUGGGGCGCAGGCAGGGGAGGGGGCGCCGUGUGUGCGCCCUCCGUUCAUUGACGCCAUUACAUCCGCCCUCCUGCAAUCUGGCCUGCUUCCCCGCUCGGCGCCACCUACCCCUGCAUCCUCCCCACACACUCCACCUGCACUUCUCCCGCCCGCCUCGCCCACCUUCCACCUGCUGGCAGCAGCAGCACGCUUGCCGUGUGCGCUGGGUGUGGCGAGUGCGAGCUGCCUGCACGGCAUGCUGCGCCUCGUGGGCUGCCUGCUACUCCACAACCAUGCUUGCCCGCCCUUUGCCACUCACACCUCAGCAGCACCAUCACCACCGUCCAUGGAACCGCCACCAUCAUUAUCACCAUCACCGGCAUCAGCAGCGGCAGCAGCGGCUGUAGCAUUAUAUGCGUGCAUCCCAUCCUUCGUGCCGCUGCUGACCUCCUCGGCUCGCUUGCUCUCCACCAGGGCAGCAGGCAGCCCCCUCUCACCUGCCGCACAACGCGCACACAGCACAGCCCGUGCAGGCGUCGGGGCGCUGGUGUGGCGCGAGGGCAGCACGGAGAGAGGAGGACCGGCGCCGGGGGUGGGGGCGGGGUGGGGGGGCCGAGGGGCGGAGGGAGGGGAGGGGUGGUGGGGAGUGGAGGCGGUGGUGUCGUCACAGCACAUUGCCUUGGUUGCAGCGCUGCUGGCACUGCUGCACACACACGGGUGCAUGCAGCCUGAGGGGAGAGGAGUGAGUGGGCAUGAAGGGAGUGCGAAUGGAGUGAGUGAGAAUGAAGCAGGUAAGAAGGGAUUGAGUGCGAGGGAGUUGGUGGAGGUGUGUUUUGCGGUGGCGGACAGUGCAGGGCCUGCAGACGCUGAACCUGCGGCCUUCAUUCUGCUGCACACGCUGCUCUCUCCACGCGUCCUCGCCUUCUCCCCUGCUGUGCCGUCUGUGCCAUCCAGCACAGGUGAACAAGCCCAUUUAGAGAUUCACGGAGAGGGGGGUGAGGGGGUGGAGGGGCAUGGUGGUAGAGGUGGUGGAGCGGGUGUGUGGCUGCCCUGUGUGCGGCAGCUGCUGGAGGCCCUGUGGUUCAGCCGCCACUCCACUCACCCCGCACUCCCACAGGUGCAGGGCGUGAGUGCAAGUGGGGGAAAGCAAGGGCGAAGGAGGGAGGGGGUGGGAGGGCGCCUGGCAGCAGUGGAGGAAGGGGAGGAGGAGGGGGAGAUGGAAGGAGUGGAGCAAGGAGGGGAGGUGCAGCAGGUGGGUGGUGGUGAGGGUGGCGAGAAGAGAGUGAGGUUUGCAGAGGUAGCAGGGGAAGGGGCAGCAGGUGGUGCUUCCGGUGAUAGCCCCACCACUGCCACCACCAGCUGCAGCAGUGCUUCAGGCGUGGAGGGCGGUGCAUGGGCGGGCAGCAGCAGUGGUCGCGGCGGCCCCCGCACCACUCUCCCCCGUUCACACGCUGCACGCCCUGCUCGCCUUCCUCACCGCCUUGGAAACCACUCCCUCCACGGCGCCCCACAUGGCGUGCCUCCCCGUGUCGCUCAAGCUGCACCACCUCUCGCUGCUCUUCCUUGCCGACCCACCUCUCUACCUGCAACCCGCCCUCACCCGCCCAUCGCGUGCCUGCAAGACGCAUAUGCCCUGCAGCUCACAUCACAGCACGCCGUGCGUGACUUCCCCCCGCACCUCUUCCCCCCAUCGGUCUACGAGUCCUUCCUCCAAACCCUAGCUGAUCGCUUCGCUGCAGCCUCAUUCGGCCACGUGCUCUUUGCCCGCCAGCUCGCCACCCUCCUGCACGCGCACGUGGCUCCCCCCAUUCGCCUCGCUGCCUGGCGUGCCCUUGAUGCUGCUUCCGCACUGCACCUGCUGCCGUCGCUCGCGCUCUGUGCUGGCAGCCCCAUGGGGUACCUGUAUGCCUCGCCUGACUGCCAAGAUGCUGGGGGGCGUGGGGCACUGGGGCCGGGGCAGGGGCAAGCAGUGGGCGGUGCGGGGGGGGCGUUGCUGCAGGCAUGCAUGCAGUCAUUGGAAUGUGGUGCGCUUGACAAAUGCUGCUCACUGCUCACCCCUGCCACCUCAUGCACACAGGUGGCCCAUGGCCCUGGAGCAACAAGCCAGCCAGAUGAUCCGCUGCUGGCACUGACAGCUCUCUCUCCCCACAAGGCCGUGCCCCACUACCCCCUCUCACUUGCCCUAGCUGCCUCUCUGCUCGUUGCCUUCCUCUUUGACCAUGCACCUGACUCCGACUACCCCACCCUUGUGGGUGUCGCGGCAUCUCCUCAACCUGACAAACAUCAGCCUCAUGCGGGCGAACCCCUUGCCCAAUCACAGACUGCCAUGUGGCAGCGCGAGAGCGUGGCACGGCGGCUGGCCAGGUAUGCGCAGCGCACCCCAGUGGUUCGACAACUGGUGGCCUACCUGCUGACGUGGCAGCUGCCAGGAUGGCAGGACAGGUGGCGGGGCCAUGACAGUGGAAGCCCAGAUGGUGCAGGAGAGAGCGAGGCAGGGGGAGGAGCGCAGCAGGAGGAAGGGCAGGACAUGGAGAGGAGCGGGUGGGUGGUGGGCAAGGCCGUGGUGCUACAGCGCAUGUCACUGCUGCACAGGGCACUUCAGGCUGGUGCGGGGGCUGUUGCUGAGGCGAGCAAGGGUGCAAUGGUGGAAGAGGCAGGAGCGGCAGCAUCAGGAGGGGGUGAUGCAGCAUUGAGUGCUCUGCAGGCACAGGCAGUGCGCCUCUCAGUGCAAGCCCACUCAGCCACUCCAAGCACUGCCCCCUUGGAAUAG